CUCGCGCUGGGCCCAGUUCCGGCCGAGGCCCACGACGCCAACCCGGACGGGUUGCUCUUAAAGGAGAAACGGCGGCGCACGGAAGGUGGGCCCCGUCUUCCCCGGCCUCUCUCCGCUGGGCGUGGCGGGCCCCCCCCCCCCCCCGCCCCGGGGGCACAGGCCCCUAGCCCAUGGCUGCCUCCACGGCAGACGCGUCUCACAGGCGGCGGGAGAAGCGGCGGCAGCUGGACGCGCGCCGCAGCAAGUGUCGCAUCCGCCUGGGCGGCCACAUGGAACAGUGGUGCCUCCUCAAGGAGCGGCUGGGAUUCUCCCUGCACUCGCAGCUCGCCAAGUUCCUGCUUGACCGGUACACUUCUUCAGGCUGUGGGCUCUGUGCAGGUCCCAAGCCUUUUCCCCCCAAGGGUCUGCAGUAUCUGGUUCUCCUAUCUCAUGCCCACAGUCAAGAGUGCAGCCUGGUGCCUGGGCUCCGGGGGCCUGGGGGCCGAGAUGGUGGGCUUGUGUGGGAGUGCUCAGCAGGCCACACCUUCUCCUGGGGCCCCUCUUCAGGCCCCACACCUCCAGCGGAGUCCAAGCCAGCCCUCCUUCCAAGUACUUCCCAGAGAACCUGGUGCCCAGAGGCCAGGGGUGGGCAGGAGCCUACAGGUUUGGAAUCUGAGCAUGAGAAGAGGACUCAGGAGGCAAGGGUGCUCAGGGGAAUGCAACCCCCACCAGAGUUCUUUCUGCCCCCAGGAGAAGACGAGGGGGGUGAUGCAGAUGAGAGUGAAGAGGAGAUGCUCAGUGAUGCCAGCCCAUGGACCUAUAGCUCUUCCUCAGACAACUGUGAGCCAGAUGGCCCCAGACUCCUUCCUUCCCCUGUUACCCAUGCACUUAAGGAGGGAGAGAUAGCCCUGGACACUGCAGCUGCCCCUACUUCUCUAGCUAGACCACCCUCAUCAGCACCUGCAGUGAGUCCUGGAGCUUCUCUGCCUGUGGAAGGUGGGGUAGAGCUGGAGCUCAAUCGAACCCCUCAAGUGGCCCAGCAAUCUGAGCCCCUGGCCAGCCCUGGGAGUCAGGCCCAGUCUUCUCUGGUUGUAGCCUGGGACAAGGACCAUGCACAGAUCGGCCCCAAGAGAAUUCGGAAAGCUGCCAAAAAGGAGCUGCUGCCUUGUGACUUCCCUGGCUGUGGAAGGAUCUUCUCCAACCGGCAAUAUUUGAAUCACCACAAGAAGUACCAGCACAUCCACCAGAAGUCCUUCUCCUGCCCAGAGCCAGCCUGCGGAAAGUCCUUCAACUUCAAGAAACACCUGAAGGAGCAUGUGAAGCUGCACAGUGACACUCGGGACUACAUCUGUGAAUUCUGCGCCCGGUCUUUCCGCACCAGCAGCAACCUGGUCAUCCAUCAGCGCAUCCACACUGGAGAGAAACCACUGCAGUGUGAAAUCUGUGGGUUCACUUGCCGCCAGAAGGCCUCCCUGAACUGGCACCGGCGCAAGCAUGCAGAGACAGCAGCCACCCUGCGCUUCCCCUGCAAGGUCUGUGGCAAGCGCUUUGAGAAACCAGACAGCGUUGCAGCUCACUGCAGUAAAAGCCAUCCGGCUGUGCUCCUGGCCACAUCAGAGCAACUUGACCAGGUGGAGCCCUGUCCUAGCAUCUCUGCCCCUGCACUCCUGGGGUCCAGGGAUGAGUGCAGGCCCCCUCAGGUUCUGCAGGCUCUGACCCUGCUUCCUAAGCAGUAACCACAGGGAACGAAGAGGAGAAAGGCCAGACACCUGGUCCCUGGGAACUAGGGAAGAAGGGCAGGACUGGAUUCCAGCACAGCCAGACUACAGUAGUCUUCCUUCGAGAAAGAAUAAACCCAGUGUUUUACAUGGACAUGUUUGGGCAGAGUGUUUUCACAUCUGAGGCACAGGAAUCCUAAUCCCUUCGUGGGCACUCUGCUAUAUGUGUAGCACAGAUAUGAGCCCUGUACUUCUCUGCAGGCCUAUACCUCAAGGACCCAGCUGUCCCAAUUUGCUUGGGCUCUGCUGCCUUUUCCUGUGGAGCAUUACACCCACUCUUGCACUGGAGCAGGGCAAGCCUUAAGAGUAGGGGGAGCACUGGGUCAUUCCAGAGGUAUGGAUGACGAGUUACUCAGGUAUGUGACCCUGGUCCACAUCCUGUCCAUUAACCUGGAGAAGCAAAUGUGCAGACCCAAAGAUUUUCACCUUCCAGCACAAAAUUGGGGCUGUAUGCAGCAUUGCUGAGUUGCCUUGGGAACUUGGGGUGGGCCUGGUUCUCCGGUCACUCAAGUCUGCAGACGGUGACCCCAGGUUUCAUAACAGGGGGCUCUUGGCAUCCAGAACCCAGACACCUUUUAUUUCACCAGCCGUGACAGUCAACUGCUGGCUCAGGAACUUUCCACCCUGCCCUGUUGCUUCUGUGGAGCUCUGAGCUUGUUUCAGGUGUUCUACUUAGCAGUUCCAGACUUUGAGAACCCAGGCUCCCAGAACUAAUGUUCCCUACCUGGCUGGAGAAUAUUGUCCUAACAGGCACUGGAUACCAUUAAGUCUGUCCCCUGGGACAGGUGAGUAGCCAUGCUGAAGGCUCCUACCCAUCUUCACAAGUUUGGGCCAUCUCUCCAAGGCAGCAGGCUGGGUGCUUCUGGUGUACAGACAUGCUUCAGUGAAGCAAAACAAGCCUCUCUACCAUUUCUGCCUGCAAAUUUCCAGUCUCAGAAACUGAGACUGUUUUCAUUGGAGAAAGCAAUGAAAGGCAAACAGCCAAGUAGACCCAUGAGGCAGAAAAGGGCAGGUAGGAUAAGACCAUAGCCACAUCUGUGAUCAUUACCUGGAGAGGCAGGACAUCAAAAGUACCCAGGCAGGGACCUGGUCAGGCAGCUCAGUUGGUUAGAGCUUUGUCCCAAUAAACCAAGGUUGAGGAUUCAGUAUGUGGUCAGGGCACAUACUAGAAUCAACCAAUGUAUGCAUAGAUAAGUGGAACAACGCAUCAGUGUUUCUGUCUCUCCCUUUCUAAAACCAAAUUUUUUUCAAGUACCCAGGCAGGAGAGGUAGAGGGAACUUAGGCUGGAAGAAGAUGGGACAAAGAAAACAACCCUAGUGGGAAGGCUGCAGGAAAAAAAAAAAA
This is a messenger RNA of Phyllostomus discolor (pale spear-nosed bat), 3102 nucleotides long. RefSeq names its product zinc finger protein 692 (gene ZNF692). Gene Ontology annotation, molecular function: chromatin insulator sequence binding. Gene Ontology annotation, cellular component: kinetochore; chromosome. Gene Ontology annotation, biological process: regulation of transcription by RNA polymerase II. Bases 171 to 1715 code for a protein of 514 amino acids. Lineage: Eukaryota; Metazoa; Chordata; Mammalia; Chiroptera; Phyllostomidae. The record is from RefSeq and is a predicted model, not a curated record. The transcript has 12 exons.